Messenger RNA from Phasianus colchicus (ring-necked pheasant), 1781 nucleotides. RefSeq names its product sulfotransferase 1 family member D1-like. Lineage: Eukaryota; Metazoa; Chordata; Aves; Galliformes; Phasianidae. The record is from RefSeq and is a predicted model, not a curated record. Gene Ontology annotation, molecular function: sulfotransferase activity.
CUUAACGGAGAAAGAGAACACAUUAAGAGGAGGUCAACAGAGGCACUGCCGUCUGUAAUUCACGUAUUAGAUCGCUAAUUUCACGAGGCCGGGAACCGUCACAGGCCGCGGCAUCCGCUACCACAGCGCCCUCUCGCGGGCGCAGCGCAGCGCACGCGGUCGCCUAUCGCUGCAGGGCGCCGCGAGUGGGCUGUUCGCACUCGGCCGUUGCAGGUUCGGGUUCUGGCAGGCCGGAGCAGCGAAGGGGACGGGGGACGACGUGGCUCCCCCUGCGCCAAAACGCGACUCCUCCUUGGGGUUUGCUGGGCUCAGGCAUUCCCUGCCCCUGCCGAGCAGCGUUUCACUAUUCUGCUGGCGCUUAAGAGAAACCAUCCAACAGCAAGACUGUGCCAUGGGGCUGCUGUAGGGGCAGUUGGAACUCUUGUCCUGCUUGAGCACAUCUCAUUCCGAAGGGACCGACUGCUUUUUCAGUGGAAAGCAGCCAAGUGGGGCCGGGCAAGGAGGCUCUCACUGCCCUGCAGGGCCACACGUGAUUGGGAUGGACUUUGUGCCUUCCUUUGGGCACAGGCACAGACAGUGUGUGGCACCUGCUGCCAGCAUGGGAAAGGAUGAGGUGCUCACGCAGGAGCUGGGCCGCCUUCACGACAUCCCACUCUACAAAUCCUUUGUGGCAGGUUGGCCACAGGUGGAGGCAUUCCAAGCCCGGCACGAUGACCUGCUCAUCGCUACGUACCCCAAGUCUGGCACAACAUGGCUGAGCGAGAUCCUGGAUGCGAUCUACCAUGAUGGCGACUUGGAGAAGUGUCGGCGGGAUGCUAUCUAUAACCGGGUGCCCUUCCUGGAGAUGAAGGCCCCUGGGAUGCUGAGCGGUGUUGAACAGCUGGAGAAAACCCCAUCCCCACGGCUGGUGAAGACCCACCUGCCAGUUCACCUCCUCCCGGCCUCCUUCCAGGAGAAGGACUGCAAGGUGAUCUAUAUGGCUCGCAAUGCCAAGGAUGUCGUAGUCUCCUACUACUACUUCUACCAGAUGGCCAAGAUCCACCCUGAUCCUGGCACACUGAGCGAGUUCCUGCAGGCAUUCAUGGAUGGAAAAGUGGCCUAUGGCUCCUGGUACAAGCACGUGAAGGGCUGGUGGGAGAAGAGGCACGAGAAGCGGCUUCUCUACCUCUUCUAUGAGGAUAUGAAGAAGGACCCAUGGAGAGAGGUUCAGAAGAUCCUGCAGUUCCUGGGCAAGGAGGUGGCAGAGGAGACGGUGGCAAGGAUCUUCCACCACACCUCCUUCCAGGAGAUGAAGAAGAACCCUACUGCCAACUAUGAGACAAUGCCCACUACACCGAUGGACCACAGCCUCUCCCCAUUCAUGCAGAAAGGCAUCUCCAGUGACUGGGCGAAUCACUUCACUGUGGCCCAGAAUGAGCGCUUUGACCAGCACUACCAGCAGCACAUGGCAGGCUCGGAUCUCUGCUUCCAGUUGGAGGCAUGAGGGGUGCACAUCUUGGGGGCUCUGCACCCAGUGAGGAGCAGGUACUGGAUUCCUGCUGCAGCAGUGCCAGUCUGGGGCACACUACCAUUCAUUUUUAUUCCUGUAAUAAAUUGCAAUAGACAGAGUGUUGCCAAGAAGUUAAACAACUUCUCUGUGAGUGGAAAAACCCCAAAGCAGCCAGAAGGUGCCCACUGCCCCACAGUGCCUCUUUGCCUAGACGUGUUUAUGCCUCUGAAUUGCUGCAGAUUGCUUUGCAGAGUGGGCAGUGGCAGGGCAGAAAUAUCCAUUGCCAUUGCAC